Molecule: messenger RNA, 525 nt
Organism: Ipomoea nil (Japanese morning glory)
Lineage: Eukaryota; Viridiplantae; Streptophyta; Magnoliopsida; Solanales; Convolvulaceae
Exons: 2
Coding region: 1-525 (174 amino acids)
Source: RefSeq, a predicted model, not a curated record
AUGGCAGUUCCCGAUACAUCGACCAUUUGUGCGAAUUUAACUUUAGCCGAUGUUGAUGAUGAUGACAACUCCAUGCAGUUUCAGAAUGUUAAUGCUUCAGAUGCAGUUGUGGACACAUCGUAUUAUGCUAUUGGAAGGCUUGUUACAGGCAAGUCUCUGUUGGUUUUGCGACGCCUACAGUCGGAUGAAGAUCCUGAGACAGUGGAGUUAUUUCACUGUGACUUCUGGAUACAGAUCCAUAAUCUCCCAGUUGGUUUCCGUUUGGAUUCCGUUGUUUCAACUAUAUGUUCAUUCCUUGGCAUGCUGGUUGAAUCUGAUGACAGAAACUUUGAUGGCUGUUUGCGAACAUUCUACCGGGUGUGGGUAACUGUUGACAUUUCCAAACCGUUGAAGAAACAGAUGAAGUUAAAGAAGAAUGAUGGUGCGUGGGCGUUUGUUAACUUCCGAUAUGAGAGGUUGCCUACUUUUUGCUUUCUAUGUGGGAUUAUUGGGCAUGGUGACAAACUUUGCCCAAAAACACUCUAG